This is a messenger RNA of Perca fluviatilis (European perch), 771 nucleotides long. RefSeq names its product mitochondrial ribosomal protein S11 (gene mrps11). The record is from RefSeq and is a predicted model, not a curated record. Gene Ontology annotation, molecular function: small ribosomal subunit rRNA binding; mRNA 5'-UTR binding; structural constituent of ribosome. Gene Ontology annotation, biological process: ribosomal small subunit assembly; maturation of SSU-rRNA from tricistronic rRNA transcript (SSU-rRNA, 5.8S rRNA, LSU-rRNA); translation. The transcript is spliced from 6 exons. NCBI's taxonomy places the organism in Eukaryota, Metazoa, Chordata, Actinopteri, Perciformes, Percidae. Gene Ontology annotation, cellular component: ribosome; mitochondrial small ribosomal subunit. The coding region runs from base 93 to 689 and encodes 198 amino acids.
CCUCUGCAUUUACAGCACCUUCAAUGUCACAUUUGUUGUGUGUAAAGAAGCUGGAUGUCUGACAGCGAAUUUGUUUUUUAAACCUAUCAAACAUGUAUAAACUAAAUUGUAUAUCAGUUAGUUCUGUGGGCAACGUAUGCCGACAGCUUGCUGCCUCCCUAAAUGCAAAUGGUAGUUCUCUGUGUGGAAGCUCUGAGCUGCAGCGGACACUGUGUACCGGUGCUGUCCGACUUCAGGAGACCGUAGCAUCCGCCACAGAGUCUGGGAAAUCCUCCAGAGACUCCAGCCAUUUUCCUCCACUGCCUGGCCAGGAAAGUUCACUGAGAUGGGGUGGAAAGAAGUUUGAGGAGUUACCAAUCGCUCACAUUAAAGCCACAUACAACAACACACACAUCCAGCUGACAGAGAGCACAGGACAGUCGCUUGUCAGGACGUCCUGCGGAACUGAAGGCUUCAAGAACAUCAAGAAGUCUACGCCCAUCGCUGCUCAGACUGCCGGCAUCUCUGCUGCUGCGAAAGCCACAGCCAAGGGCGUGACGUUUGUCCGUGUCGUGGUCAAAGGCCUUGGCCCUGGACGUCAGUCUGCGAUCAAAGGCUUGACAAUGGGAGGCCUGGAGGUGGUAUCGAUCACCGACAACACCCCCGUGCCGCACAACGGAUGCCGCCCACGCAAAGCCAGAAGGACGUGAUCUCCGCGAACCAGAAUGCACUGCAGCAGGAGGAAGCGGUUGUUGUUGUAAUAUGCUAAUAAAGUGUUUUGUUGUUACAUAA